AUGAGCAAUUCUUAUAACUCACAUGCAAUCGAUCCUCUAACUGGGAUCAACUACAAGAAGUGGAAGCAAGAUGUUGAAAUUGUGCUGGGAGUCAUGGACUUGGAUCUAGCACUAAGGGAUGAUGAACCCGCCAGACCUGCAGAGGGAGCAAGCGCUUCUCAAAGGUCUAAAUAUGAGAAGUGGCAAAAGGCAAAUAGGAUUUCUCUGAUGAUCAUCAAAAGAGCCAUAACAGAUGCUGUGCGUGGAGGCAUUCCAGAUUGCAAGACUGCUAAAGAAUAUCUGGCAGCCAUAGAAGACAGAUACCUUGAGUCUGAGAAGGCUGAAACAGGAGUGUUAAUGCAUUCAUUGACAACUAUAAGGUUCGAUGGCAAUGGAAGUAUACGUGAGCAUAUUUUAACCAUGAUAGAUCUGGCCAGCAAACUGAAAAAUCUUGAGCUAUAUGUGUUCAACAAGAAGCCAGAAUCAAGCGUGACAAAUCUGUGA
This is a messenger RNA of Prunus avium (sweet cherry), 483 nucleotides long. The record is from RefSeq and is a predicted model, not a curated record. NCBI's taxonomy places the organism in Eukaryota, Viridiplantae, Streptophyta, Magnoliopsida, Rosales, Rosaceae.